Cephus cinctus (wheat stem sawfly) is the source of this 555-nucleotide messenger RNA. It is a transcript of the gene RpL35, whose product is annotated as 60S ribosomal protein L35. The transcript is spliced from 3 exons. The record is from RefSeq and is a predicted model, not a curated record. Gene Ontology annotation, biological process: translation; maturation of LSU-rRNA from tricistronic rRNA transcript (SSU-rRNA, 5.8S rRNA, LSU-rRNA). Gene Ontology annotation, cellular component: ribosome; cytosolic large ribosomal subunit. Gene Ontology annotation, molecular function: mRNA binding; structural constituent of ribosome. Lineage: Eukaryota; Metazoa; Arthropoda; Insecta; Hymenoptera; Cephidae. The coding region runs from base 128 to 499 and encodes 123 amino acids.
CAUUAGUUUCACUGCACAUUGACAGUUAAAAAAAUAAUAUUGUUUUUGACUAACGUAUUACAUCAAUGAGCUGCCACUGACAUUUCCGUGAUCUUCUUUCUCUUUCCUAAAGCAAAAGUGUGGCAAAAUGGGUAAGGUCAAGUGUUCCGAGUUGCGGACGAAGGACAAGAAGGAGCUGCUCAAGCAGUUGGAGGAGCUCAAGACUGAGCUGACCAACUUGAGAGUAGCCAAAGUUACCGGUGGGGCAGCAUCCAAACUGUCGAAGAUUCGCGUCGUCCGGAAGGCCAUCGCGAGGGUGUAUAUUAUCAUGCACCAAAAGCAGAAGGAGAAUCUUCGUUUGUUCUACAAGAACAAGAAAUACAAGCCCCUGGACCUGAGACCCAAGAAGACUCGUGCUCUCCGCAGAGUUCUCACUCCUCACCAGGCCAGUCGUAAAACGCUGAAGGAGAUCCGUAAGCGUUCCGCAUUCCCAGUAAGGAAGUACGCAGUAAAGGUUUAAAUCACCUUUUUUUAAUGUAUAAACACAAAUCCUCAAAUAAACAUUUGUUUACGGCA